AUGUCGGGGUUCAAGUCCUUUGCUGUUGCUGGUGCUGGAGAUAUCGGGCGAUUCAUUCUCGAGGAGCUCGUCCGUCAUGUUACGGGUGGGAGUGUUACGAAUGUUGUCGCACUUACUCGGUCGAGCAUCGGAUACGACGACUUGAAAGCACAGGGAAUCGUGUUCAAGACAGUUGACUAUUCGGAUCCCGCCAGCCUGGUUACUGCUCUGCAGGACAUCGAUGUAGUGAUCUCCGCCAUAUCAGGGGGUGCCCUCCUCGCCCAGAUCCCCCUUGCGGAUGCUGCCAAAGCGGCUGGCGUCAAACACUUCGUCCUCUCCGAAUAUGGUAAUCGGUCCGACGGCAAAACCUACGGGAUCUUCGCAGUAAAGAAUCGUGUCCGGGAGCACCUCCUUUCGUUGGACCUGCCCCACUCGCAGUUCUUCACCGGUCCAGUCUCCGACUGGUUCUUCGACGGACGCCCCGAAUGGGGGUUCGACCUCCCCAAUGGCAAGGCAGUGGUUGGAGGAUCUGGAAAUGUGCCAAUCUCAUGGACAUCCAGUCCGGACAUCGCCCGCUACAUGGUUUACGUGCUCACCCACGUGUCUCCUACGGAGCAGAGGAAUAAGCCGUUUGCCAUCGAGGGAGAGCGGAAGACCAUCAACCAGAUCCUCGAGGAGUACCAAGCACGCAGCGGAAGGAAGCUCGAGGUCACUUACGAAUCGAAGGAGUUCUUGGAGAAGCAAGUCAAAGAGCAUCCUCAUGAUUACGAGAAUGGGCUUAUCAGGCUCCUACACCUGGAAUGGGAGAGGGGCGAAGGACAGACAGGCACCCCAGAAGAGGUCAAUAAGUAUUGGCCUGACUUCAAGCCUGCUAAAGUCGUCGACGUCAUGCUCAGUCUCUAGGCCUCC
Messenger RNA from Dacryopinax primogenitus, 888 nucleotides. Its product is annotated as NADP-binding protein. The record is from RefSeq and is a predicted model, not a curated record. Gene Ontology annotation, molecular function: oxidoreductase activity. NCBI's taxonomy places the organism in Eukaryota, Fungi, Basidiomycota, Dacrymycetes, Dacrymycetales, Dacrymycetaceae. The transcript is spliced from 2 exons. Bases 1 to 882 code for a protein of 293 amino acids.